This is a messenger RNA of Penicillium griseofulvum, 1104 nucleotides long. RefSeq names its product zinc-dependent alcohol dehydrogenase. NCBI's taxonomy places the organism in Eukaryota, Fungi, Ascomycota, Eurotiomycetes, Eurotiales, Aspergillaceae. The record is from RefSeq and is a predicted model, not a curated record. Bases 1 to 1104 code for a protein of 367 amino acids. The transcript is spliced from 4 exons. Gene Ontology annotation, molecular function: oxidoreductase activity.
AUGGACGCUCCUGAAAUCCCCGCCAAGCAGAAGGCCGUCAUCUACGACCAGCCUGGGACCGUUUCGACAAAGGUUGUGGAACUCGAUGUUCCAGAGCCUGGACCUGGCGAGGUUCUGAUCAAUUUAACACACUCAGGAGUGUGUCACUCAGACUUUAGUAUUAUGACCAACAAAUGGCCCGGAUUCCCACACCCAACUCAGCCAGGCCAAGUAGGUGGCCACGAGGGUGUCGGUAAGGUAGUCAAGCUCGGUGCAGGCACCGAAUCCUCAAACUUGAAGAUCGGCGAUCGAGUAGGCGUCAAAUGGGUUUCCAGCGCAUGCGGGAACUGCCAACCCUGCCAAGCCAGCGCCGACGGACUGUGUUUCAACCAGAAAGUCUCCGGCUACUACACGCCAGGGACAUUCCAACAAUACACACUAGGACCCGCAAACUACGUAACCCCCAUCCCAGAGGGUCUCGACUCCGCCGCAGCAGCACCACUCCUGUGCGCCGGCGUAACCGUAUACUCCGCACUAAAGCGCAGCCACGCGCGACCCGGACAAUGGGUGGUAAUUUCCGGCGCCGGCGGCGGCCUAGGCCACCUCGCAGUACAACUUGCGAGCCGUGGUAUGGGCUUACGGGUAAUUGGAAUCGACCACGGCAGCAAGGAAGAACUAGUCAAGGAAUCCGGGGCAGAUCACUUCGUGGAUAUCACGCAGUUCCCGGCAGACGAUAAAGGUGCUGCGCUGACGAAGCAUGUUCAUUCGUUGGCGGAUGGGCUGGGCGCUCAUGCGGCGAUUGUCUGUGCGGCUGCGAAUGUGGCUUAUGCGCAGGCGCUGCCGUUGCUCCGUUUUAAUGGUACCUUGGUCUGUGUGGGACUUCCUGAAAAUGAGCCUCAGGCUAUUGCGACGACGUUCCCGUCCGCGAUUGUUGGCAAGCAAUGGACUAUUACGGGAGCGGCAGUUGGGAGUCGGGCGGAGGCUAUUGAGACUAUGCAGUUUGCUGCGAGGGGUGUUAUUAAGGUGCAUUAUCGGACUGAGAAGAUGGAUGCUUUGACUGGGGUGUUUAAGGAGAUUGAGGAGGGAAAGCUACAGGGUCGGGUUGUGUUGGAUCUUUCUGAAUAA